AACCAUUUCAGUUGCUCAUCACACAACCAACUCAUCUCUUUCAUCUCUCUUUCUCUCUCCAACUUCUUAUUCAUCAGGACAAACAGACGCACGCCGACCUUGCACUAUCAAUGGACUUGUCAGCAGAGAACGACACCAAGCAACAGCGCCAGAAGGACACGGACGAGACCAGAGACGAAUUCCCGACGGAGCCACCAGUAUGGGCCACGAACACUUCGGCUUCGCAGGCACAGGACCUGGCUCCCCCACCCACCUAUGAUCCUUCGGCCUUCUCAGCCUCUGUGGACGCGUUGAACGCACUGCCGACGUUCAAGUCCCGUAAGCCCAAUCGGGUCUCGGUGCUGGCCUAUCCCACUGAUGGCUCACAACCAUCCUUGCCAACCAAAUCAACAAGCACUCCCCCAGGAGGAGUGAGCACACUCCCUGCGCCCAUUGCUCAAGGAGGUCCUCCAGCUCUGUUCGGAUCUUCAGGAGCAGGAGCCUCUACCACGCCCCCUCCACCAUCGGGUGGGUCUCCAGGGAUUAAGCUGCCUCCGCCGCCGAUGAAGAACCCAGGAAAUGGACCUGCACCGAUUCCUUACAACAAGGACUUCAGGACAGCAGAAAUUGUGAACCAUUGGAACGACCCCCCAACACAGAUCUUCAAGAAGGCGUCGCAAACCGAAGGUGCGGCGGCAUUCGACUUUGUCCCGAUGAAGGAAACAUUGGCUACAAUCAUCAAGGAGUGCGCUGCGAAUGUGCCUGCAUCUCAAAAGCGGAUGUUUGAGGACACGACCAAACGACUUCAGACAUUGCAGGAGCAGAUGGACAAUGGAACAGUCAAAGAGCGUAUUGUCGCACCGCUUGGUGAAAUGAUUCAGGCGCUGUCUUCGAAGUCGUUCACGCAGUGCCAAGCUAUACAUGCCAAGCUGAUGCAGACAGAGUUCGAGAGCGAGGGCAAGUGGUUGCUCGGGUUCAAGCGUCUGAUCGAUCUGUACGCCUCAUUAUCAUCCUCAAGCUGAGGUGUAUGACUGAGGGGCUUCAUAUAGGGCGACGAAGCACGGCAGGCAGGGUUUUUCAUGCGCGCUUUUUCCGUGAGACGACUAGCACCAUAGACAAGUCGCGAAUAAAAACGCCACAGAGCGGACUACUGUGUGCACGCCAUCUGUUGUCUCUGGGAUCGCUACUCUAUGUUGUACAAGG
Molecule: messenger RNA, 1182 nt
Organism: Gamsiella multidivaricata
Lineage: Eukaryota; Fungi; Mortierellomycota; Mortierellomycetes; Mortierellales; Mortierellaceae
Exons: 4
Coding region: 111-1001 (296 amino acids)
Biological process (GO): endoplasmic reticulum organization; endoplasmic reticulum to Golgi vesicle-mediated transport; intracellular protein transport
Cellular component (GO): COPII vesicle coat; endoplasmic reticulum exit site
Molecular function (GO): structural molecule activity
Source: RefSeq, a predicted model, not a curated record